Messenger RNA from Linepithema humile (Argentine ant), 4886 nucleotides. It is a transcript of the gene PsGEF, whose product is annotated as Protostome-specific GEF. Gene Ontology annotation, cellular component: nucleus; plasma membrane. Gene Ontology annotation, molecular function: protein binding. The record is from RefSeq and is a predicted model, not a curated record. NCBI's taxonomy places the organism in Eukaryota, Metazoa, Arthropoda, Insecta, Hymenoptera, Formicidae.
AUGCUGAAGUGGACGGUUUCGAGAUCGUUAUCGACAACCAGUUCGACACCCCACGGUCCUCCCACCUUGAACAAGGCAUCUCGCCGACCUUUUCGAGACUUGUCUAACACUCCGCCGACCGCGGCUAGUUGCCGAACCAGGCAAGUAACUACACAGAAUGUGUCGAACACGUCCAGGACAACGCCGGCCCGUAGGAGAAGGUGUAGGAGUCAUGGGACCGACUUGAGAACAUACUUUCAGGCGACGAAGCCACAUUUGAGACCAAGCAAACGGCAAUCUAUGUCGUACGAAUUGGAAAAUUCUCCAGUAUCGGAAAGCUUCUAUCAAAGCACGCCAAGAGUGGACAACGAUAUCGGACCGCUCACUUAUUAUCCACCCGGUAGCAAAUGCUCCACCGCGCUGACCCUGCCGACCGAUCCCGCGCUUUUCAUGAACAAUCGUACCAAGAAUUUUCAAAGCGAGAACGAAUUGCCGCAGAACGUCGUCAACGAGGCGCGAGCGAAUUUACAGUCACACGUUUCCGACUUUUUUCAACAGAUCUCGAUGGCGACCAGUCCCGAGGACGUGAUGGAGGCGGGCUCGAUGCCUCUGGGACCGAAGACCAAGGUCUAUUCCCAAAAUAACGAGCAAAAGACGCGAUUAGUAAGAACACCAUAUUUACCGAAAUUGGCGAAAAUUACGAAGCUUCACGCGCGAUGUCGGACACCCUAUCAUACUAAACUUGUUCAAGCAAUCAGUCCGUUCAAGCCGAAGGCGACGCAAGGGCAGACGCCGCUCGCCGGCAAGCUAUCGAAUCUCACGAUAGAUCAAGAUUUACCCGAAUAUGAGAAUAUGGACAACACUGUGACGGAGGUGCUUCACAGAGAACAAGAAGUCAACUUCGGCAGCAAAACGGUAGCAGAGAUUCUACUUGGCGAUGCCGAAGAAAGGAACAAGGUCUUAGAAGCGUCGUGCGAAAAACAGUCGGACUUAAAGAUGAUGGAUCACACGUAUGAAACUAUCGCGGAGCAAGAUGAAGUAGUGGAGGAGGAAUCGCCGGCGCGUAACGACAGUUCGAUAUCGUCGGUCAGUCAACUUCUCGAAGACCCCUCCCCGGUGUCCUGGGCCUUUGCGUCGCCUCUGAACGAUCUCGGGGGUGAGUUUACGUUGAAGAGGCAACGUGGCAUUCGCCGAAAACGCCCGCGGAAGGACGGCGACAAAGAAGCAGAUGGCAAACGAGCUAAGAGGACGUGCAGCCCUUCGGCAAAAGAAGAUCAAAACACGCUGGUCGAAGCCGUCAAUCCGAACGUGAAGAAGCUCGCGUUAGAAACGGAUCUAGAUUCGACUUUGGACGAGAAGCACAUGCCAGCCACAAAAGCGUCCUUCGGCGCUGAAAAUCGCAAGGAAGAAGAUGUCAGCAGGAAGACGAGUUCCUGGGAUCUCGACAGCCCGAAAUCGUCCAUGAUGGACGAUUUGCAUAGCUCGAAAUCAUUCGUCACUUCUACGUCCACAACUCCGGAAGUUCCCUUGGUCGCGACUGUCAGAAGAUGCUUAAAGUUCAGUCCCGAGAGCGAACCGCCAACGAGAUCUACUUGUCGCGGAUCGAUCGAAAUCGAGUGCUCCCUUGUGGCGGAACAUAUACACGUUCGAGUGAUAAGGUGCAAAGAUCUGAGGCGGGCAUACGAGGGACCGGUGCACGCGUACGUCAAGGCGAGUUUGAAGAAUACCAGCGGCGAGGGAGUUGUUAAAAGGACCGCGGUUCACCGCGCCACGCCGAAUCCGGUGUUCCGCGAGACUCUAAUACUACCCUGCCCGGCGUACAACAGUCACUGCACCGGUCACAGGCCCACGUCCCUGGACAUCGCCGUCUGGCACCGGGAUCGUCGUGCGAGACGUAGCGAACUGCUGGGCUGCAUGACUCUUCCCCUGCCGCUGUCCCAAGAUAAGGAAGCGACAUGGCACCCUUUAGAAGGCGGAUCCGUCCGAAAUACGAGCACCCCUUUCGCGGGUGUACCACAGGAUUGCGUCGUGUCGCCACCAUUAUCCAAGGAUGGCGAGCAAGAUAAUAAUAACUCAGGGACAGAUGAUCUGAUGUAUCUGAGGCAUCUGGAGUUGGAACCGCUUGAUCCCUUAACAGGCCUACCCCUACAUCCGAACUUCACCGCGAAAGGCGGUAGAACACCGUGUACAAUUACAAGAAGGCUGAUAAGACAAACCUCGGUUAAUCAGAUACCAUGGGGAUUUUCGUUAUCAUGGGGCAGACCGCCUCGGGUGGAGCGCGUGGAUCCGGGAAGCCCGGCGGAUCGUUCCGGCCUACGACCAGGUGAUCACGUGGUUUUCGUCGAGACGACGAAUGUCGUGACGAGGCCGCGGGACGAGAUUCUGGGCCUCAUCCAGGCCGCGACAAAUCAGCUAGUGCUGGAGGUGUAUCGCAAGGGUGGCAUUCAGUCGUCUAGCACCCACAGGCCCAGUUCAGUCAACGCCACUCUUCAACAACCCGCGGCUGCCGCCGGCCCUAACAGCCAGCACGCGGUCACGUUCAACGCCGAGAUCUUCCCGAAUCUGGUACCUGACGCGCCACCCGAGGAGGAAUUGACUGUACGAGAGGCAAGAUAUUGGGGAGUCCUGAAGAGCGGCCACACGCGCUUCAUGAUUCCGCUGUGCGAGCACCGCGACGUUCUGGCAGCGGCGGACUACCUAAUCCUAUUUCAAAACCUGGACGAGCUGCUCAAGCUGUCCGAGGAGAUCAGAGACGAGGGCGGCGGUAUCGAUAGUUAUCUCUGCAGAGUUCCUAAAAUCACAGCUGCCUAUCGAAGAUACCUCAGUGGCCUACAACGUGCCUGUUGCCUCCUAGUCGCUCUCAGACGGAACGCGGCCUUCGCCAAGCUAGUCUGUGAACCCGCCGUGCCACACAAACGACGUCCCGACCUCACCGGGGUGCUACUUCUACCCUUAGAACACUACAGAGAGAUGACGAGAUUGUUGGGCCAGGCAUCCCCGCGGAAUUGUCAGCAAGCUAGGGAUUUGGCCCAAGGCUACAGAGAAGCUACGGCUAAUGCGGGUGUUAUGGAACCGCCGCGAGACACGGGAAGACCUCUGCUGAGUUUGCAGGAAGUGGAGUCUCGACUGGUAUUUGCGAGAUGCAAGCCGUUUACCUUAGCGAUGCCGGGAAGACAAUGGCUCUUCGGCGGCGCUCUCGCUAAGGUAGAAGGUCGUGCGCGUCUGCAGCCCUCUUGGGCGCUGCUACUGACUGAUCUUCUGGUGUUCGCGCGGGUCUCACGGGAUCGCGUGCUAUUCGUUACCGAGGAGCCUCUGCGAUUGUCGAGUAUCGCCGAAGCGUGUUUCACCGUGCGAAAAAGACCGACAGAAUUUCGACUGCAAGUCACGAUAAAUAGCAGCGCGGAAAACAGCAACGUCGAGACGCUGAACAGCGGCGGUUGCAGCCCUCACAGUCGACUCCGAAGACGCGUUAUCAUUCUUCGAGCACCCACCCCGGAGCUCAAAGCCGUGUGGCACAAUCUUCUUCAACGGCAAAUCAUCUAUGUGAACACAGGCUGUGACUUGGGCUCGCCGGAUCAGAAUAGCCCCGAAGAGAGUCCGAUCGUUAGCAACUUUGUCGUGACUAGAGAGUCCACGGAAAGUCCGCGGAUCGUGCCGGAGCCUCAGCAACCUGACGAGGAGAAGGAAUCGCAACUUGGAGGGAGUCUAGAGACGAUCCUAAAGAACUCUCGAGAGAACAAUCAUCUGGCCCAGUGGGUGCGCAAUUCGCAUCAGAUCCCUCCACCAGAUCAUGAAGGCUCUCUUGAGGAAUGGACGGCCGAGGAGUUAGCGGCCAGAGCUCCUCGAGAGAGUAACAGCAGAUCGACCAGUCAGGACACGGCGACGGAGGAAAUUACCACGGGGAAUUCCGACGCGGAACAACAGAGCACUGCAUCGAGCGCUAGUCUAAGUACCGUGAAGUCGAACAGCGUGACACGGAAAAACGGUCACAUGUCUUCGAAGGAGAACUCGACGAGCUCCAUCAGUAUCUGCCGAAGAUGUCACAGAUCGGGGUGUCCUACGCCGCCGUUACAAAGGGAUCCGUUUUCCCCGUUGCCCCCGAAAAUUUCCGUUCUUCCACCGACCCCUGAUCUCUGCACGAGACACAGACUGCGAAAUGGACUGCACGACAGUCCGGGACGUAACAGUCCUAGUUACACACCUGCGGAUGGUAACACCGAGGACGGCAGCGAGGACGAUCUCGACUGUGACGGAGAACCCCCGUACAGAGCUUUAAGGCGAUUCGGUACGAUGAGCAGUCUAGAUCAGGACGACGAGCUGGACGAGCAAGCGGACGACGACAACCGGGAUUUAGAGUCGCCGCCGUCCGGCUUGAGAGCGUGGACCGCUCGAGCGAGCAGUUACGUCGUCAGUAAGAUGGUUUUGCUAGAGCAACUCAGCGAAGGAGUCGGCGGUUAUCUUCUUCAACCACCGGUACCGCCGGAGCGAACCGAAUUCUCAUUGGAUCCGAACGACGAGGAAGGCACCACGUCUGGGGCGACUUCCGGUGACGAUAUUUGGGGCACACCGACCUCCGGCGGGCCGGACGACGAAAGUUUUACCGCCAAUUCGCCGCCGCCGAACGGCUGCAGUAGCAGCGGUGCGGGUGGCGCCAGCGCCAUCGGCGAGGACAACUACGGCCUAAACCUGUCCGUGGAGGAUGACGCCGAUCAGGAAUCGGAGAACGAGGACUGCUCGCUGCCGGAGCUGAGCAUGGAUCAGCUGCUGGGCGGCGGCGGUAGUCUGGGCUCGUUGCGCUGCUUCCUGGGCAGGAGACGGCUGGAGCCGCUGCCGGAGGAAGAGGAUUCGCCUGGCAGCGGCAAGCACCAGGUCGGGUGGUGGUGACAGCGGUUUCAAACGACGUCCAA